Messenger RNA from Hyposmocoma kahamanoa, 3994 nucleotides. RefSeq names its product retinoblastoma-like protein 1. Gene Ontology annotation, molecular function: RNA polymerase II transcription regulatory region sequence-specific DNA binding. Gene Ontology annotation, cellular component: transcription regulator complex; nucleus; chromatin. The transcript has 19 exons. Gene Ontology annotation, biological process: regulation of transcription by RNA polymerase II; negative regulation of G1/S transition of mitotic cell cycle; cell differentiation. The coding region runs from base 1 to 2772 and encodes 923 amino acids. Lineage: Eukaryota; Metazoa; Arthropoda; Insecta; Lepidoptera; Cosmopterigidae. The record is from RefSeq and is a predicted model, not a curated record.
AUGGCGAACCCCGAGGACAACGAAGAAUAUUUGAUAUGGUUAUUAGAUAACCUGUGCUCGAAGUUAAACGUUGACCCCUUCGCUGCGAAAAGAGCAAGCGUCUCAUUUUUCGAAAUAAAACGAAAUUACACACUUGAUGGCGACCAGCAACAUUGGAUGGCGUGUGCCCUCUAUGUGGCAUGCCGGUCAUCAGUGACGCCGACAGUGUCGACUGGCAAGGUUUUGGAGGGAAAUUGUGUCAGUCUAACUAGGCUACUUAGGCUUUGUAACAUUAGCCUUAUUCAAUUCUUCAAUAAAAUUAAGAAUUGGAUGGAGAUGGCAGCAAUGUCUACAGACUUUAAAGAUAGGAUAUCCCGUCUCGAACGCAAGUUUGCAGUCUCCACAGUGCUAUUCAGGAAGUUUAAACCAAUUUUUCAAGAGAUUUUCAGAGGCCUCACCAAUGAACCUGUUAAGCAGAUUACUAAGAGCAAAAAACAUAAACUACAACCCUGUACAACAAAUGCUCUGUUUGAAUUUGCAUGGUGCCUCUAUGUCUGUGUAAAGGGGGAGUUCCACAAUUCAGCUGAUGACUUGGUUGAUAUGUACCAUGUGCUCUUGUCCUGUUUGGACUUUGUAUUUGGAAAUGCUUACAUGGCGAGAAGAAUCGACUUGAUUGAUCCUGAAUUUAAAGGUUUGCCAAAAGAUUGGUUAAAGGAGGAUUUUGAAUUGCCAAAGAAGCCUCCCUGUAUUAUAUCAACACUAUGCGAAAUCAUGGACGGAAUGUCUUUAGAAGCUGGCACCAUGAAAGAGUACAGUUGGAGACCUGUUAUUAAGACCUUCUUUGAAAAAGGGCUAUUAAAAGGUAACAGCGAUCAACUAACAGGCGUAUUAGAUGUCGGAAAUUUCGACGUGAACCUAAAAUCACUAAACAACUCAUACGAAACGUACGUGCUCAGUGUAGGAGAGUUCGACGAAAGAAUAUUUUUGGGAGAGCAUGCAAACGAACGGAUUGGUACGAAGAAAGACUCUGGCGAUGAAAUAUCACAGGUCAUUGCCACAUUUGGACCAAAUAGCCGCGCCUGUCCGGAUACGCCGCUGACCGGCCGGCGCUACCUGACCCGGCGCACGGAGGAGCUCACGCCCGUAUCAGAGGCCACCAACAGCUUGGCACGCCUCGCCGCAUACCUGAGAAAUUCGAAACCACAGCUUUCGUCGCAAUUUAUGAGGUUUUUCGCAGAAUGUGGCGUAAGCGAAGAAACUACACACGCAAAAGUGAUUCAGCCAUGCAACAGUUGGAUGGAGCAGUUCUCAAACAGCCUGCGGGAGUCCAACUGCAGUACCGAGACAAUUAAAUUCCGCUCUAACAUGGUCAGCUGCCUUUAUUAUAAGGUCUUCGAACAUAUCAUUCGGGAGGAACAUAGGAAGAAGCCACAGGUGUCUCUACAGAUGCUUCUAUCUCAAGAGACGUACCAACUAACAGUAUACGCGUGCUGUACGGAGGUGGUCCUACACGCGUACGGCGUCCAUUCGCUGCGUUUCCCUCGCGUUCUUCAAAUCUUCGGCUUGAGCGCUUUCCAUUUUUAUAAGAUCAUCGAGCUAGUUGUACAGGCUGUUUUUGAUAAACUCAGUCGUGACGUCAUCAAGCAUCUUAAUGCGGUUGAAGAAGAAGUACUAGAAUCCCUUGUAUGGACGUCAGAGAGCCCUCUCUGGGAGCAGUUGAGCAAAUCACCUGUGCCGGCUUCUACCGAAGUUUACAUCUCAGAGUCGCCACUGGCGCGUCGAAAUAAUAGUGGUCUGCAAUCGCCGGGAUCGGCAGCGAUAGACCGGUUCCUGACGCCGAUGGCAGACCAAGCCAAGAAACAGUUGUUCAAAGAUAACAUCAAGCCAGGACAGUCAUUAUUAGUUCAACCGAACAGUGCAACAAAACCGGAAACGAACUCACAAAACGGCCAAAGCCAGCCGACACCGCAGUCUUCACAAUCCUCUCAGGCCUCCAAUGGGGAGACCACUCCCAGCUCCACACCUAAGAAGGCUAACAACUCACUUAUUUUGUUCUUUAGAAAGUUCUACAGCCUAGCAGUAGUUCGUAUGAACGACCUUUGCACGCGGUUACGCCUCACCGACGAAGAGCUGAAGCGCAAGAUCUGGACGUGUUUAGAGCAUUCAAUCAUGCAUCAGACGCAGCUGAUGCGGGACAGACAUCUUGAUCAGAUCCUCAUGUGCGCAGUCUACGUCAUUUGCAAAGUAUCAAACAACCCCAACAACCCAGUGGAGCGAACGUUUGCAGAGAUCAUGCGCUGCUACCGACAGAGGCCGCUGGCUGACAAUCACGUCUACAGAUCAGUUCUCAUCAAGCAGAAUAGCAAUGGAGAGAGUUCACCGGAAAGAGGAGAUCUAAUCAACUUCUACAAUAGAGUGUAUGUACAGUGCAUGCAGAACUUCGCACUUCGUUUCACAGGCAGGCAUAAGGAUGAGUGCUGCCUGUCGCCCCUGCCGGCUGGACGCGGCGAUGCGGCUUACUCGCCGCUGGGACAGCGUGUAUCAGAUCGUCACCAGCUCUACGUGAAACCGCUCACCGAGCCACCUCCGCACCACACACACCUCACUUACCGCUUCAGCCGCAGCCCCGCCAAGGAUCUGCACGCAAUCAACACGAUGGUGUCGAUGGAGGCCGGUGCGAAACGCAGCAGCACAGAUGGGCUGGCCGAGGUGGUGAAGCGCGCGCGCUACCCCGCCGCCGCCGGCGUCGCGCGCAAGCUGCACGGCCUCAUGUCCGAUCGGCAGGCCGUCUAGAUUAGUUCAACUCUUCCACUUUUUCCACCAGAAAAUCAAUGGAUUUAGUCAUAUUUAUUUUGUUUUACCAAAAAUUUUCGCUUUUAGCUUUUUACCGGUCUUACUUCAAAUGAAACAUUUUUAAUGUAUAAAAAAAUUACAAAAUCAAUUUUAUAAAGGCUGAAAAAUAAUGUCACAAUAGUUCCAAACAUAAAAUUGGUGCUAAGAUGUUAGUCUAAAUUCAUUCAUGGCAUAAAAAGGAGCAGUUCAAAGUGGCGCAGGCGUUAACUACAUAUUUUACAUCUAUAUUUACAUCACCUGCCUUUGUUAAGUAUAAGUUAAAUGAUCAAACUUAUUUUCUUCUUUUCAUUAAAACGAAUCUAUUGACAAUGUAUAAAAGAAAGAUUUUUCAGUCUUAUAUUCAAUUCAAUGACCAUAGAUAGUUUUUCAUUCCCAUCAGAAUUGAGGAGUUAUAUUAUUAUUGUAGAGUUGUGCUAUCACUGAAGUUGAUCUCAUAUCUUUAUUUAUAACGAGUGUGAAUAGUAUUCAUAUGCCAUACAUAAUUGUAACAUUGCUCACUGCUAUGUAAUUGUAGUUUUUAGGAUGGCUGUGUCUACAAAUUUCUACUCUAGGACUCUCACAUACGUUAGUGCGGUUCAUGGUACUGCGUCCGUAUACAGGGCUAUUAUGUACUCUUAAAAUGAAGUAAUUCUAAUAUUAUAGUGUACGAAUUAUAAAAAGCGACAAUAUUGCUGUCGUUUUUGGCAACAGGCCGUUGUCGAACGUGUCGAGGGCAAACUUGCGUAAAGUAUGCGUAACCAUUAUAAGAAUAUGAAAAGAUUAUUUUAUGAUUUAUUUUACGUGUAAAUUCAACAUCUAAAGUAGAAUAUUAAUCUUGUAUUGUACAUACCCAAGAGGUUUUUCUUUUACUGCAUUGACUGAAAUUGUGGUCCAAUAACUAACCUUAUUGUGAACCAAUAAGGAAUUAUUUUAAACUUCAAGGUACAUGCUACCUAGCUAUGCCUCCUUAGUUCCUCAUGAUUUAGUUACUGAGUAAUCUGUUCAGUUGACUUUAUAUUUUCUUCCAUUAAUUUUACCUUUAAUUCCUAGUUUGUAAGCAAUCAAAAAGUUAUAAAAUCAAUUUUGUUUUAACUUCGAAUCAAAAUUAUUUGAUUGUAUAUUUCGGACAUAACCAUUUUUAUCAUGUAUUCUAUGUAGAUUUUACUCUCACGAUAUUAAAAAA